AUGUCUGAAGCAAGCGAGGAGAGUAGCACAUCGAGUGUUUCGCAGGAACGGCGGAGGGCAAGGCCCGUCUCCGGAUCUGACGGCAAUGCGAGCCUGCCCGCAGCGCGGCGCCGAAGGGUGGAUGCGGGGCAGCAAAGGCAGUGGUCUCUUUACAGUACGGUGAAAACUGUACUGAUGGCGGGAGAAGUUCGUACCAGUGGCAUAAAACUAAAUUAUUUUCUUUGCAAAAAUUUCGGCGGCGAGGCAGUUAUCGAUGAAGACCACAAUGUUAUGAUUGAGUUUUUUUUCAGCAGCCCGAUGCGUACAUUGAAGACGGGGAGCUUCUCCGUGGAAUUUUCAACUCAGAAGAAUACAAGGCUUACACACUGCUUCAAGAUUGUUACAAGCUGCAUGACAUCGGCGUCGUCGAUCUCAGCGAUUGGAAGGACUGUUGCGAGGGAGCUGCGCCAAAUAUUGGGCCUUACGCCAGGAGGAAGCUAG
Molecule: messenger RNA, 480 nt
Organism: Trypanosoma conorhini
Lineage: Eukaryota; Euglenozoa; Kinetoplastea; Trypanosomatida; Trypanosomatidae
Product: retrotransposon hot spot (RHS) protein
Exons: 1
Coding region: 1-480 (159 amino acids)
Source: RefSeq, a predicted model, not a curated record